GAAUAGAACAAAGCUAGCAGUCACUCAUAGGUAGCCACCAUGGACGCGGCCUCGGUGCUUCUCCCCUUCGUCCUGGCGCUGGUGGCGAUCCCGAUCUUGCUCGCGCUACUCGACUGGCUGCGCCUCCCGCCGGGCCCGUGCCCGUGGCCGGUGGUAGGCAACCUGCGCCAGAUCAAGCCCGUGCGUUGCCGCUGCUUCCAGGAGUGGGCGGAGCGGUACGGGCCAAUCUUCUCCGUGUGGUUCGGCUCCUCCCUCACCGUUGUCGUCUCCACGCCGGAGCUGGCCAAGGAGGUGCUCAAGGAGCACGACCAGCAGCUUGCCAACCGCACCCGGAACCGCUCCACCCAGCGCUUCAGCCGCAACGGCCAGGACCUCGUCUGGGCCGACUACGGCCCGCACUACAUCAAGGUGCGCAAGCUGUGCAAUCUUGAGCUCUUCACGCAGAAGCGACUCGAGGCGCUCCGCCCCAUCCGGGAGGACGAGGUCACCGCCAUGGUCGCGUCCGUCCAUCGCGCCGCCAUCGGCCCCGGUAAUGAAGGAAAGCCAUUGGUUCUGAGGAGUCACCUUGCUAUGGUGUCUUUCAACAAUAUAACACGGCUAGUUUUUGGGAAGCGGUUCAUGAAUGCAAAUGGCGACAUUAACGAAGAAGGGCAUGAGUUCAAGAGUAUUGUCAACAACGGGAUAAAAAUAGGUGCAUCUCUCUCUAUUGCUGAAUAUGUUUGGUACUUGAGAUGGCUGUUUCCACUUAAUGAGGAGCUUUACAAGACCCACAAUGAGAGAAGGGAUCACCUGACCAAGAAGAUCAUAGAAGAGCAUGCGAAGGCCCUCGAGGAGAGUGGUAGCAAGAAUCAUUUCGUGGAUGCACUGUUGACUCUCAGAGAACAGUAUGACCUUAGUGAUGACACAGUUUUCGGACUUCUAUGGGACAUCAUCACUACUGGAAUGGAUACAACAGUCAUAUCAGUCGAGUGGGCAAUGGCAGAGCUGGUCAGGUAUCCCAGGGUGCAGAAGAAGCUGCAAGAGGAGUUGGACAGUGUCAUCGGCCGUGACCGCGUCAUGUCCGAGGCAGACUUCCAAAAACUGCCCUACUUGCUAGCCGUCGUCAAGGAGUCCCUCCGGUUGCACCCGGCAACGCCGCUCAUGCUGCCGCACAAGGCCAGCGCAAGCGUCAAGGUCGGCGGCUACAACAUCCCAAAGGGCGCCGAUGUCACGGUGAAUGUGUGGGCGAUCGCUCGCAACCCCGAUGUGUGGAGAAACCCGCUGGAGUACAGGCCGGAGCGUUUCCUCGAGGAGAGCAUUGACAUCAAGGGUGGUGACUUCAGGGUGCUCCCCUUCGGCGCGGGCCGGAGGGUGUGUCCUGGCGCGCAGCUGGGAAUCAACCUCGUGGCCUCCAUGAUCGGGCACCUUCUGCACCAUUUCGAGUGGUCUCUUCCAGAAGGUACCAUGCCGGAGGAUGUUGACAUGAUGGAGUCCCCUGGAAUUGUCAUGUUCAUGAGCACGCCGCUGCAGGCUGUCGCCAAGCCGCGCCUGGACAAGGAGGAGUUGUACAACAGGGUCCCGGUUGAGAUGUGA
This is a messenger RNA of Triticum aestivum (bread wheat), 1572 nucleotides long. Its product is annotated as cytochrome P450 98A1. The record is from RefSeq and is a predicted model, not a curated record. Bases 40 to 1572 code for a protein of 510 amino acids. Gene Ontology annotation, molecular function: monooxygenase activity; oxidoreductase activity, acting on paired donors, with incorporation or reduction of molecular oxygen; iron ion binding. NCBI's taxonomy places the organism in Eukaryota, Viridiplantae, Streptophyta, Magnoliopsida, Poales, Poaceae. The transcript has 3 exons.